Colletotrichum higginsianum IMI 349063 is the source of this 1188-nucleotide messenger RNA. RefSeq lists its product as uncharacterized. NCBI's taxonomy places the organism in Eukaryota, Fungi, Ascomycota, Sordariomycetes, Glomerellales, Glomerellaceae. The record is from RefSeq and is a predicted model, not a curated record. The coding region runs from base 1 to 1188 and encodes 395 amino acids. The transcript is spliced from 4 exons.
AUGUCCGCUUCAGGUCCCGCUCAACGGAUGCCCUGUAUGACCGCCGAAGUCGUCAAGGAAUGGACAGAGAAAGAUGCAGUGGCCUUGAAGAGAACUCAUGACCUUUUAUCUCGGCCUAUUCCACUCGGAACUUUGGGAUACGUUCCCAAACCGGACAAUGUGUCCAAGGGAAAGUAUGUCGCCUUCCAACCUUGGGUUAAAGACGACAGAGGAUAUCGCUACAUGUUUGUCAACAAUCUUGGCAAUUCUGUGUUUGUCGAGAAGUCGUGCCUUGUUUUAGGACGCCCCAGACUGCAGACGCCCCGGAUUGUUGGACUCGACAAGUCUUUCGACCUCGCCAAAGUCCGAAAGAAUUUGGAAACUCCCUGGGCGCGGUUCCUCGCCGCUUUCUUUGAGACUUGCCUCGCAGCCGAAGACUCACUGGUCAGAUCAGGAGUCAGUCCUGAGCAGAUGGGAUUGCUGAAGCGACAGAAUGGCGUUCCCUUCCUGGUUGACGCGAUCAUUGAUGGUAUGACCAGAGCAGGCACUCUAGAUCUGUUCCGGAACGAGAUGCCCAGCAUUGAUCAACUGUCCGCCAAGGGUAAGAGGCUCAAAGACUUCACCGCCAACGACAAGAGGAAACUCGAAAACACUCUCACUCUGUACGUCAUUGUGUACGUUCGAAAGAAUCUCUCACAAGGCAAGUUGGAAGGCCUUCUCUAUGGCGGGCGGACGAUCAAAGGAUACGAUCGUUUUGUUCAACACGAUGACAACAUCAACUCCGAGUCUAUCACCAAGAGUGCCAUCAACCACUACCAAACGGCCAAGAAGUUCGAGAACAGUGAAGUCUCCAGCAGCAGUCACUUCUGGUCUUCGACCGUGGCCCAAAAGAUCAGCAGCAUUGUAGAGCAGCUGACUGUGUCCAACGACCCGCGAAACCCGGCCCUCUUUCCUAAGUUUGGUCCAAAGGCCAUCCGUGGUCUCGAUCAUGGUCUCAACUGGAGCUCUCCAGUGAUGGAAAUGUUCCACGAAGAGGCCGGCCUCUGGACUCGAACUCUGAUCAGGGACGCGAAUGGUAACCCCAGCUACUGGGACUUCAAAGGCCCGCCACGAAAGGUCAGAGAAGAUCAAUACAUUUGGGAAAUAGCGGCGACAAUCAGUACUUUCGAAUUUCCCUCCGAGAAGAUGCUGGUAAGUCCUGGCCUGUGA